CUCAAUAUUGCAAUCACUCUAUCUUUAGAAGGCGACUCGUUGGUCCAGGCCGCGCAUGCGCUGAGCCUUCCUGUCGCUCUUCCCGCCUCCCCCCGCCCCUCUCUGUCUUCUCUGCACUGGGAGCAGCUCUCCUGCCACAGCCCCUCAUCCCCUGAAAAUGUACGCCUGUGCAAAGUUCGUCUCCACCCCCUUCUUGGUCAGGAGCACCUCUCAGCUGUUGAGCCGAUCACUGUCUGCCGUGGUGCUGAAACCACCGGAGACACUGACAGAUGAGAGCCUCAGCAGCUUGGCAGCCCCACGUCCCCUGACCUCACGUAUUCCUAGCCGCAGCUUCCAAACCAGCGCCAUUUCAAGGGACAUCGACACAGCAGCCAAAUUCAUUGGGGCUGGGGCUGCCACGGUAGGGGUGGCUGGCUCUGGGGCUGGAAUUGGGACUGUGUUUGGGAGCCUCAUCAUUGGUUAUGCCAGGAAUCCCUCUCUGAAGCAGCAGCUCUUCUCCUACGCCAUUUUGGGCUUUGCCCUCUCGGAGGCCAUGGGCCUCUUUUGCCUGAUGGUGGCCUUUCUCAUCCUCUUCGCCAUGUGAAGGAGCCGUCUCCACCUCCCAUAGGUCUUUCUCCCGUGUCUUGUCUGCCCUGGAUGUUCCUUUUCCUAUACCUCCCCAGGCAGCCUGGGGAAAGUGGUUGGCUCAGGGUUUGACAGAGGGAAGACAAAUAAAUACUGUAUUAUUAAGA
Messenger RNA from Mirounga angustirostris (Northern elephant seal), 731 nucleotides. It is a transcript of the gene ATP5MC2, whose product is annotated as ATP synthase membrane subunit c locus 2. The transcript is spliced from 5 exons. The record is from RefSeq and is a predicted model, not a curated record. Gene Ontology annotation, biological process: proton motive force-driven ATP synthesis; proton transmembrane transport. NCBI's taxonomy places the organism in Eukaryota, Metazoa, Chordata, Mammalia, Carnivora, Phocidae. The coding region runs from base 158 to 583 and encodes 141 amino acids. Gene Ontology annotation, molecular function: proton transmembrane transporter activity.